Molecule: messenger RNA, 4229 nt
Organism: Cladophialophora immunda
Lineage: Eukaryota; Fungi; Ascomycota; Eurotiomycetes; Chaetothyriales; Herpotrichiellaceae
Exons: 1
Coding region: 179-4021 (1280 amino acids)
Source: RefSeq, a predicted model, not a curated record
GCUCUGUGAACAAGGUCACUUUACUGGGCUACUCUAUCGCAUUGAUUAUCAGCGAACACUUAGUAUCCUAUGCUUUCUGAAAACAACCUAUUUAUGAUGCUGGUGGUGAGCUUGCAGGACUGAUCAUUGAUCGUGGGUCGGAAGAAUCCGCGCAUGCCAACGCCUUCACACAAACAAAAUGUCCCGAUCGCCCUCCGUGACUUCCUUCGGAAACGGCGACCUGAGCUCCCCCGAUCCACUAGCAAGCUCUGUCAAUGAUGAGCCCUCGCGUGGUCGCAUCGCAUUUGGUGCCCGACAGCCUGCGCUGAAGCGCCAUUCAAUCGCUUCCAUAAAGACCACGGGCAGAACUGCCAGAACAAGCACCUUUGGCUGUGAAGCAGUCCCCUCCUCUCCAUUUCGAGCCGUUUCGGAACAAAAUUUGAGUCCCUGGAAGAUUAGGGUGACGGUGGAGGCGGAGCCCGAAGACGCCGCCGACAUGGAAGGCAACGCGCCAUUAAACAAGGCGAGAACGCGCACGACCCAGAGAUCACUACACCACGAGCCCCCCGAAGCUGGACAGCCAAAGGGUUCUCGAGGUGGAAAUUCUCAUUCGAAUUCGACAAAGAACAAGAGAAGCGGAACACCAGAUGUUGGCCGCAGGACUUCUGGCCGCAGUCGGAGACAGAGCGUGACGGACCUGGACAUAAUACCGUUGGGGGACGACUCCGAAGGGGAUGACUGGUUGAGGCAGAACAGGUCGCCACGAAAGAGAAGGAAUUCUCGCAAGAGCGUUUCUGCGGCGGUGACCUCAAAGGCCUCGCCGACCAAGUCCUCACGGUCUAAUACCGGCCCUUCAACGUUUGAGGUGCGGCCAGAUACCGAUGUCGAAGACAAUGGUGGCGCCUUGGAGCAAGAGAAUGUUGUGGCGGAUUCACAAUCACCAGAACUUCGCAGGAUCGAUCUUAAUCAAGUGUCGGUACGACCUCGCGCGCUGUCGACAAAGUCAAACUUGGACAACGACUAUGAGAAUGAAGACUCAAUCGUGAGUGAAAGGACGAGAAGCACAUCAAUGAAGCAGCAAGUGGAAGUUCGAAAGGUCUCCGUUAAUAGCGCCCUGAGCUAUCCAACUCCCUCACCUACUUCCUCUUACCAUGGGGACUCUGACGAUGUGGGGAAGGCUCUCGAUGACAACAUUGCUCCAGCGCGGCAUGAGCACGAAACCUUUGACACCAUACUCGAAAGUGAGGGAUUUACUAUGAUCGAUCUAGACACCUUGCCCUCGGUGAGACGAUCAUUGAGCAGCCCUGUUGAUGAGGGUUCAAACACCAGCCUUCAUCCCCCGGACAUGAACGAUCCUAAGAUACAGCUUUCUAUCACUAAAUCUGGGGAGAGAGCACACGGCGACCUCGCGCCUUUCAGUCCGUCUUCUAUGCGCCAAGCCGUCACUUAUCCUGUCAUCAAGCCGGAUGAGAGUGAGAUAUCAAGCACUGUCCCAUCUUCACCACCAGCAUCGGAGAAGAGUCAAGAUCUACUAAAAGUCCCUUCCUCAUCAGCAGCUGUUGGUCGAAAAGUAACGCCACUACCAUAUUCAUCACCAAAGUUGCCGUCGCCGCCAAGACCUAUCGUGCGAAGGACGCCUCAACAUCAACAUCGUGCCUCAGCUGGUGCCGUCUUUGCAGGUAUUGCGCUGCAAGAAGUAGUGUCGCCAGAUCGGUCUAGCGAGAGAGCGUUGGCAGGAAAGCAGGAUUCUUCGUCAAAUCAUCGCGGGCAGGAAGAGGAUGGGGCUCUAUUUGUGGGCUUCGAUUGUGGAACCCAACGCGAGCUCAGAGCUGGCCUCCGCUUUGGCGAGGAGCUUGCAAAGAGACUGGCAUCGCCUCCCGCGGAUGGGUCGGCUUCCAGGGAUAAAACGUCAGAAUCGAGCAAGACCUCGAAUGCGAAGCUGCCGGUCAAACCUGAACAGAAAUCUCGAACGCAGGUUUGGCGAGGCGAAAACCUGGUUCAGCACACUCCAGUCCAUACAAGUGGCAGCACGGGACCCAGUGGCCAAGUGUCUGUGGUACAUACGCCUCCAAACCCAACUCGCGGGUAUACUGAGAAAUCGAUCAUCGACACACAAGCAAGGCGAGAACGCGAAUGGCAACUUGAGAGAGAAGCGGUGUCCAGGCAGAUCCAAAAUGCUAGUGACAGCCAAGUCAUUGUGAUUGACAGCGACGAUGAGGAAGACCAGCCCACUCCAAGGACAGAGGUACAAGAGGGAUCGCAUCUUGAUCUCGAAGUUGACGCAGAUGACGAAACAGACAUCUGGCUUGCGGAGGCCAAGAAUUCGUCAAGUCCAGGGUCAGCCAUCCAGCCCAACACCGAGAGCCUCUUUACCCACACUGAGCAAGUCAGACAACGACAGCGAGCUCAAGAAGUUGUCAACCGGCCUCGAAGAAGCUUGAUACCGAGUCCAUGGAAAAGAGGCGAGAAUGUCGAUGCUCCGCAAGAGCAAAGCACGUUCUUAAGUACCAAUGCAGGGGAGAUGAGCAGUCUGAUGUUUUACCAUGAACCAGAGAGCAAGAUCCCGUUCGGUGCUGGUGAGAUCAGGAGGCAGCAAUUAAGACAUAGGAGGAACAGCGGAAAGUUCGACGUGGACCUGAUGGCCGGAACACCCCAGGGGGAGGUCGCUGAAGAAGGAGUCGCAGAUAGCACAAAUAUGUCUGUCUCCGAAGAAGAAGAGCUGGAAGAAGACCGCCAGGUCGCUCUGGGCCUGUCGAGUCCUACAGCCGAGUUCGAAGCACCAACUGCGUAUGACGAGCUGGGGGAGGUUGUUGACUCGACAAACGAGAUCUCCGAAUCGUCGAAAUCACCCUACUCUUCUCCGCAACCUGUUAAGAUCCCUGUCAAUUUCAACGAUUCCUCGAUGUCCAUAUCGACGCCACCUCCGCGACCCGAGCUAUCCCAAGCAGAGGCAUUCGAUUGCGACGCAGCUAGAGAGACCUCUCCAGCACGGCCACCCACGCCACGCUCUGCAAUGAAAGGUUCUCGGUAUAGCUUCAAUCAGGGGUUGGGCAUUGCGGGAGCUGAUGCCAUGAACCUUACCAGGAAAGUCGUCUUUAGCCAGAGAUCCCGGGGAGUGGAUGUGGAUGGGCAGGAGAGCAGCUUCAGCAUGCGAUCCUCCACUGACGACUCCUUUGAGGAUUCUGUUGGGCUACAGUUGAACCGAGAAUUGCAAUCGUUUGAAACCGAAACGACGCAUCCCGGUGAUAGUCCACGAGCGUGCUCUGAGAGACAUAUUGAAACUCAGCGAACAGUGAGCAUUGGAACCGAGGCGAAAGAUGAGCCGUCAGUUGCGAAUCCCAGCAAAGCCUGGCCUGGUUGGAUCUGGAGAUCAGAACAAACCUCGGACCGCGACUCGCAGUCCCAGGACAAAAAACUCAGCGCCGAUCGCCCAGAAAUCCCCGUGAAGCCACCAGCACCGUCUUACGCUCCCGGCGAAACCAAAGACCAGGGUCGAGACUCGGGGUGGGAGAAGACAAAAGCCUCAAUCUCUUCGUCGACUAAAUCCUCCGCGAAGGCCGAAGUAAAAGCCCAAACCAUUCCAUCAUACCUCAUUCCACCAUCGUAUCCAUCUGACCCUCUCCGCCCCAUCAAGAGAUCACUCGCUCUGGAGGGCGACUUUUCGAACACCCAUUUUCGCACCCUCCACAUCAUCUACCGGAAGUCACUCCGGCCCAAAUUCCACGCGCCGCCUCGCACGAUGAUCCGUCCUGAGAUCCGCGCUCUGAGGGGCACAGAGAUGGUGGUCGACGAAAGCGCCAAUGGAAUCGUUAAGGGCGAGUUUGCGUGGACGGUCGGCGACGGCGAGUGUGAAGUCCUCGAGCGGUUUAUGCAGGAGUGCGAAUACAGCCACGGGUGGUACAAGGGUCGGCAGGUGAGAGCAGACGCCGCGGACGAGAUCAAAUGGGGGUGGAGCGUGGAGCAGUUGGCGGAACGGCUCUGUCGGAUUGUGGUAGGCGAGGUCGUGAGGGAGGAGGAGAAGAAGGCGGCCAAGGGUCAAUAAGACGGACGUUCUUUUCCAUUUGUUCUCCCCUUAUACCGGGAUCGCAGGGGGGGAACUGGUAGGCGUUGUAUAGGUACCAUUGGGAACGCGCACAGACACAGGGUUGAGUAGGUAUUGAGCGCAUCGUUGACAAAAAAGACAACGCGAAUCUCUUGAGCGUGGAUAUAUUUCUAGUAUUGACUCACGUGCUUGAAUGGGGAAUACGUAC